AGGAGCAGCUCAAGGGGAGAGCACCAUCACCUCCCAAAACUCCUGUGCCGAAAGAGGGACAGAAAUCCAUGGUCUCCAUCCCACGGCACUUGGACCAAACGACGUCAUCGCCUUCCCAGCGGCUUUAACGUCAUUAAGCUGCACACGUUUUGUGGGAGAAGAGAAACAAAAUACAGGAUUUCCUGUUCUGCAGCCACUGGACCAGGCUGCAGAUGCCGGCAGGAUUCCAGCCCUCCGAAAACAUGUGGAAGUUAAACGAGGAGCCGCUGGGAUGGCUGAGGAGCUCGGUGGGCAAUAAAAGCCGGGCGCUCGCUGCUCGUGCUCUCUAGCAUGGCUGUGCCCCCCCUGGGGCAUGGCAGGCACGGGAAGAAACCCUCCACCUGCCUUAACCACCCCAUGAGCAAAGAGACUCAGCCGAGAUGGAGAGCAACGUGUCCUCCGGGAACUGCACCGACCCCCAGAUGUCCUUCCAGUCCACCCUGUAUGCCACCACCUACACCCUCAUCUUCAUCCCCGGGCUCCUGGCCAACAGCGCUGCCCUGUGGGUCCUGUGCCGCUUCAUCAGCAGGAAGAGCAAAGCCAUCAUCUUCAUGAUCAACCUGGCCGUGGCCGACCUGGCCCACGUGCUCUCACUGCCCCUACGGACGUAUUACUACAUCAACCACACCUGGCCUUUUGGGAGUUUCCUUUGCCAGGUGUGCUUCUACCUGAAGUACCUCAACAUGUACGCCAGCAUCUGCUUCCUCACCUGCAUCAGCAUCCAGCGGUACCUGUUCCUGCUGCACCCCUUCAGGGCUAAGGGCUGGAAGCGGCGCUAUGACGUGGCCACCAGCGCCCUGGUCUGGCUGUUGGUGGGGGCCGCAUGCCUGCCCCUCAUCAUCGUGAGGAGCCCGGCCCUGUCCAGCAACAUCAACACCUGCUUCUCGGACCUGGGGGUGAAGCAGCUCAGCCCCGGCGCCUCCAUCACGCUGGUGACGGUGGCAGAGCUCUUCGGGUUCGUCAUUCCCUUCGGGAUCAUCGCGGGCUGCACGUGGAAGAUGUGGCAGUCGCUACGGGAGGGCCCCACGCAGCUGCAGAAUGCGGGCGAGAAGCAGAAGGCCCUGAGGAUGGUGCUGAUGUGCUCGGCCGUGUUCUUCAUCUGCUUCACCCCCUACCACAUCAACUUCCCCUUCUUCAUGAUGGUCAUCGAGAACCUCAUCCGGGACUGCGCCGUGCACCAGAGCACGCUGCGCUUCCACCCCAUCUCCCUGUGCCUGGCCAGCCUCAACUGCUGCCUGGACCCCGUCCUCUACUACUUCAUGACCUCCGAGUUCCAGGACCAGCUGCUGCGCCACGGCUGCGUCGCCCUCCGGGCCCGGCUGGCCCAGCGCCGGAGCAGCCUCUCCACUGCCGACACCGACAUCCGCACCAGGAACAGGAGCUUCCCACGCUUCAGGUUUUGGUCUUUCCCCAAGUUCUUUGGCCGAAUAAACAGCGUGGAAAUGCCCCCUGUGCCGCCUGAUGAGCUGCUGCUGGAGUCCAUCUCCUGAACAUCAGCAGCUCUGCCUGUGCAGGGGCUUCUUGUCGCUUGAGGACUGCAUUAGGUCUCCAAACACGUUCUGAAUUCCCCUUGUGUGCCACAGAUGGCAGGAUCUGACCCAGCAGGACAUUGGGAUGCCAAAAGACUUGCUGGUUGUGUUGUUGCUGCUGGGGGCUGUCACCUGACACCACUUUCCAUUGGAAUACUGGUAAAAUCCCUCCAAAAGCUGUCAGCAGUGCCAGAGCUCCUUGUGCUGAACAACAGCAGGUUCAGAUCCCUCUCAUUUUGGUGUUUCAGUGCUUCUACAUAUUUGUCACAUUUGAAAAUCCUUCUGAAUCCUGAGUUGUGAGCUCUGGGAGUUCCAGCUCUGAACACGGGCACUUACAGCCCAUAAUAACUUAGAGCAUCCACCACACUCACAGGAGGCUCUGGAUCAGGACAGUUCAGUAUCUCCACAUAAACUGAACCUCUUUCCACUACAAAAAUCCACCACCCAGACCUGAUCCAGGCUAAUCUGGACUGCAAGACAAUAACUCUACAGACAUACACCAAGCAAAGAUCAUUAACCUACAGCCCACCAGUGUUAAAGGGAGUGUGCAAACAAACUGGGCUCAGCUCACACUACUGGGAAAGGCACCCAGAGCUCAGCAAGAGGAUCCACACCUGGCUCCUGGGAGCUGCAGGGUGCUCAGCUGAUGGGGGGGAUGAAUAUUUGAAGACAAAUAGUGAUGGAUAUGCCACAAGCAAAGAGGAAGAUGAAGGAUGUCUCCCUGGGCACGUUUACUCACAGAAACCUGGUGUGAGCUGCAAAAGUGAGGACUCAUGUUGGUGUUGCUGUUUCUUGUGUUGUUAUGAGGAGUGUUGUGUUAUUUGUCACCUUGCUGAUGCCUGUGGUUGCAGAUUCAGAUGUUAUCCAAACGUUCAGUUUUGCUUUGAAUACCAGAAAAUGCCCCAACCCUCGCUGGGUCCUGAGAAAAGUUUACAAAGCUGACCCAAGUACAUCCUGAAGGCUUCAAAUUCCAAGGAAAUAAAAUGAUU
Molecule: messenger RNA, 2557 nt
Organism: Neopelma chrysocephalum (saffron-crested tyrant-manakin)
Lineage: Eukaryota; Metazoa; Chordata; Aves; Passeriformes; Pipridae
Product: putative P2Y purinoceptor 10
Exons: 2
Coding region: 420-1529 (369 amino acids)
Biological process (GO): positive regulation of Rho protein signal transduction; phospholipase C-activating G protein-coupled receptor signaling pathway
Cellular component (GO): membrane
Molecular function (GO): G protein-coupled receptor activity
Source: RefSeq, a predicted model, not a curated record